Messenger RNA from Gastrolobium bilobum, 1215 nucleotides. Its product is annotated as adenine nucleotide transporter BT1, chloroplastic/mitochondrial-like. Gene Ontology annotation, biological process: transmembrane transport. Lineage: Eukaryota; Viridiplantae; Streptophyta; Magnoliopsida; Fabales; Fabaceae. The record is from RefSeq and is a predicted model, not a curated record. The coding region runs from base 1 to 1215 and encodes 404 amino acids. The transcript is spliced from 3 exons.
AUGGGUAGGAGAGGAAUUCAGGUUUUUGAUGACAAAAGAGAUGGGCUUUUCUCUGUUUCGAAUUUGGGGUCUCAAUGGGGUGUUCAUCAAGAGGGGUAUUAUUAUCACCCUGGAGGUUUGUUUGCAAGCGUUGGUCAAAUGGGAAUGGGGUUUGGUGUUCAACAACCAAACUCUUCUGGUAACCAAGGCAACGGUGGGGUGAGGAUUCCUUGCACUGAGUUAUACGUGAAGUAUGUGCAAUCAGAGGGGAAAGUGAAGAUUCUUGGGGUUCCUGAUGAGGAGGAGGAGGUGGUGGACGAAGAAGGUGUUAGGAGCAAAAAAAGGGGUGGCCUUAAAAAGCUGAAGAUUAAGGUGAGGAACCCUUCUCUCAGGAGGUUGAUUAGUGGCGCAUUUGCUGGGGCAGUGUCACGUACCACUGUGGCACCCUUGGAGACUAUUAGGACUCAUUUGAUGGUUGGAAGUAGUGGCCAUUCUUCUGGUGAGGUGUUCCACAACAUCAUGAAGACUGAUGGCUGGAAGGGAUUGUUUAGGGGUAAUUUUGUUAAUGUCAUUCGGGUUGCACCUAGCAAGGCUAUUGAGCUAUUUGCUUAUGAUACAGUUAACAAGAACCUUUCACCAAAGCCUGGGGAACAUCCCAAACUCCCUUUUCCUCCAUCAUUGAUUGCAGGUGCUUGUGCUGGAGUUAGUUCAACUAUAUGCACAUAUCCUCUAGAGUUAGUCAAGACUCGAUUAACUAUCCAGAGAGAUGUUUAUAAUGGUCUACUGGAUGCAUUCAUGAAAAUAAUUCGAGAAGAGGGUGCUGCAGAACUUUAUAGAGGCCUCGCUCCCAGUCUUAUUGGAGUUAUUCCAUAUUCUGCGACCAAUUACUUUGCCUAUGACACUUUAAGGAAAGCAUACAAAAAAGUUUUUAAACAAGAGAAGAUUGGCAACAUUGAAACCCUUUUGAUAGGAUCAGCAGCUGGUGCUAUUUCAAGUAGUGCUACUUUCCCACUUGAAGUAGCUCGCAAGCAAAUGCAAGUGGGAGCACUCAGUGGAAGGCAAGUUUACAAAAAUGUUAUUCAUGCCCUUGCAAGCAUACUUGAACAAGAAGGGAUUCAGGGUUUGUAUAAAGGGCUAGGACCUAGCUGCAUGAAGUUGGUACCAGCUGCAGGAAUCUCUUUCAUGUGCUAUGAAGCGUGCAAGAGGAUUCUGGUGGAGAAUGAUGAUGAGGAAUAG